Messenger RNA from Pichia membranifaciens NRRL Y-2026, 1075 nucleotides. RefSeq lists its product as hypothetical. Lineage: Eukaryota; Fungi; Ascomycota; Pichiomycetes; Pichiales; Pichiaceae. Bases 133 to 1002 code for a protein of 289 amino acids. The transcript has a single exon. The record is from RefSeq and is a predicted model, not a curated record.
GUGCAAAGUAGAAUUUUUUUCUUUUCAGUCCUGCUUCUAAAAAGUGAAACUCUACAGCUUCCAGGAGCUUUCCAGAAAGAUUACGGGGACCAAUCAAACCCAGAAGCCGAUUUGAAUUGAAAACUGAUCAAGAUGGCUCAAAAGAAAGGAGUUUUGAAGAAAAAAGUGGAGCAAGUGGAUGUGAAGAGCAAAGAAAAAGAGCCUUAUGAGUACACGUCUCUAGAUGGAAUAAUGCAGGAAAAAGCACUGCUUGCUGCAGAGGCACAAAUCUACAAGUUGAACAAAGAUGGCUUGCUAAACGAGCCAGUUCUUUUGCAGCUGAGCACACUUUUGCCAACGACACGUACGAAGGAGAGUACAAGGAGAAUGAUCGUCAUACCAAACCGAUUGCACACAGUAAAGAAAACAUCGAUUUUGCUUGUUACGAGAGACCCGGUGGACACCUUCAGGAUACCGUUGACAGAGAAAACAGCUGUAACGACGGAUUCAUUUACAGAAAUUGUUGGGUAUAAGAAAUUCAAAAGCAUGGUUGGAACGUCGAAAAAGGCAUUGAAAACUCAUCACGAAUUUGACUUGAUUGUAAUUGAUCAUAGGUUGUUCAAAUUUCUUCCGACGCUUCUUGAACCUACGAUUUUCUGCAAGUCAUCACAGAAUUUUCCGUUGAUGGUACAGAUGGCCAUGCCGUAUUCAGAAGCUAAACGGCCUCAUGCAAAAGACGAUCGUGUCGAACCAAAGUAUGUGCAAUCCCAAAUCAAGGCCUGGUGCAAAAACACGACUUUUGUUCCCUCUAUAGGGCCAUCUUUGUCGAUCGUUGUGGGACACCCCGGGAUGACAGGAAUACAGAUAGUGGAGAAUAUAGACGCUGUGCUAACGUUUUUAACAAACAAGAAAUUCGGCCCCAUUGGCGGAGUUAUCGAAGACGGAAUGAAUGGAGUAGUUGAUAUCCAUUUGCGUGCCAACGACAAGGCGGUUCCUAUUCUCAAAAGGUCAGAAAGAUCCUGAUAAUUCUCGCCGGGUCCUUAUGUAUAUUUAUAAAGCACUGUAUUACUUGAUUCUUCGACUUCCUUGCAAUUAC